Messenger RNA from Zootoca vivipara (common lizard), 1705 nucleotides. RefSeq names its product hydroxysteroid dehydrogenase like 1 (gene HSDL1). NCBI's taxonomy places the organism in Eukaryota, Metazoa, Chordata, Lepidosauria, Squamata, Lacertidae. Gene Ontology annotation, cellular component: mitochondrion. The record is from RefSeq and is a predicted model, not a curated record.
GACGAAGGGCUUUUGAUCUUCUAAAGCUGGCAAUACAAAAACAUGGAAACUGGAUCGCAACUUGACAGGUCGGUGAUUUAGCCUACUUGCCAAGCGAUUUUGAAAAUCCGCUCCCCAGAUUUUCCUCAUAGCCGCAGGGUCGGGUGGAACUGAGAACGGGAAGGUUUCGUUCCAACUGAAGUAAAGUCAGGUCAUUAAGUAAGACAGCCGCGCAGAAACAUCGCAGACUGCAUAAACAAACAGACAUCUGUUUUACCAUGGCUGCUGUGGACAGCUUUUCCUUCUUGCUCAGGGAGAUUGGGCAGGCCUGCAGCUGUGUUGUAGAGACAUUGGCUUUCAUUGGAGCCUACUACAUAAUGAAGACAUCCCUCACUGUUGCAAGCAACACAUACACCCUGGUCAGGUUGUAUUUCAUUCCUCGGCUGGUCAGCAGGCCUGAUUUAGUCAAAGUGUAUGGAAGGUGGGCUGCUGUAACAGGUUGUACCUCAGGUAUUGGGAAGUCCUAUGCUAAAGAGUUGGCAUGCCACGGGGUGAAUGUUGUUUUAAUUAGCCGGAACAAGGAGAUGUUGGAAGCUCUUGCCAAAGAUAUUGAGGAUUCCUACAAGGUCGAAACAGAAGUUGUUGUGGUAGAUUUCAGCAGGGGCCGCCAGGUGUACCCUGCCAUCAAGAAGGCCCUGGUAGGCAAAGAAACUGGCAUUUUGGUGAAUAACGUUGGCGUGUUCUAUGAUCACCCGGAUUAUUUUGCCAAUUUGACAGAGGAUAAAAUUUGGGAUCUCAUCAACAUCAACAUUGGAGCAGCUAAUAUGAUGGUGCACAUGGUGUUGCCAGGAAUGGUUCAGAGAAAGAAAGGCGCUAUCGUGAACGUUUCUUCUAUGGCAUCUUACCACCCCUCCCCACAAAUGGCGGCAUAUUCAGCCUCCAAGGCUUACCUGGACCAUUUCAGCCAAUCACUUUAUUAUGAGUAUGCUCCCCAUGGCAUUUUUGUUCAGAGCUUAACUCCAGCUUUCGUCUGCACCAACAUGUCAAAAUACAGCCCCACAUUAUCAAAAAAGAGCUUGUUUGUGCCUUCUGCAGAUGAAUACGCACACCAAGCUAUUGCUACCCUUGGACUAUCCAAAAGGACUCCAGGAUACUCCCUCCAUUCAAUACAGGGUUUUAUUGCACAGAUAAUUCCAGAAUGGCUCUGGGUUAGGGGAGUGAGCCGAUUGGGCUUAUUGUAAAAAAAUGCCAUCUUGGGAGGAAAAAACGGCAUUAAGAAUAUCAGCUGGAGAACAGAUAACAUCUAGCAGCCUAGUUGGACAGUUAUCACAAAAAUCCAGACUCAUUGGAUGGAUUUUCUUCAAUAAUAAUGAUAAUAAUAUGUACCUUUUUAAGGAGCCUUCAUCUUGCUUCUAUCUUGUUGCGGGGCCCAUCAAGAAUGUUAGGCAGGCAGUGAAAAAGAAACUUGUUAUUAGGAAGCUGGUAUUCUUUUGUAUGAUGUCUGUGAGGUCCUGAUUUCUACAUAGUACUGAGUGAUUCUUGCCAGAAUCCUUCUGAUUUGGAUGCUUGGGUACUGAACCCCCAUUAAGAGCUAGCAGCAAAGAGGUCAUGUGGUGCAUAAAGCUCUAGUCUGUGCAAGCCUGGUGCCCUCCAAGUGGUUUGGACUACAACAGCUGUGCUGACUAGGACUGAUGGGAGCUGCAGUCGAAAGCAUCUGGGGGGUACC